Messenger RNA from Aspergillus affinis, 1083 nucleotides. RefSeq names its product isocitrate dehydrogenase (NAD(+)) IDH1. NCBI's taxonomy places the organism in Eukaryota, Fungi, Ascomycota, Eurotiomycetes, Eurotiales, Aspergillaceae. The record is from RefSeq and is a predicted model, not a curated record. Gene Ontology annotation, biological process: isocitrate metabolic process; tricarboxylic acid cycle. Gene Ontology annotation, cellular component: mitochondrion. Gene Ontology annotation, molecular function: isocitrate dehydrogenase (NAD+) activity; NAD binding; magnesium ion binding. The transcript has 4 exons. Bases 1 to 1083 code for a protein of 360 amino acids.
AUGUUUUCUUUGAGGACCGCGCAGUCGGCGCAGUCGGAUAUUUUCAAGCCUACCAAGUAUGGUGGUAAAUACACCGUCACUCUCAUUCCCGGUGACGGAAUUGGCGCCGAAGUCGCCGAGUCGGUCAAGACCAUCUUCAAGGCCGACAAUGUGCCCAUUGAGUGGGAGCAGGUAGAUGUUAGCGGUGUGGAUACGGGUAAUAAGCACUCGGAAGAGCUCUUCAAGGAAUCCAUCGCAUCUCUCCGCCGCAACAAGCUGGGUCUCAAGGGAAUUCUCUUUACCCCGGUUGAGCGCUCGGGUCACCAGUCGUUCAACGUUGCUCUUCGCCAGGAACUCGAUAUCUUUGCCUCGAUCGUUCUUAUCAAAAACAUUCCGGGUUACCAAACACGCCACAAGGAUGUGGAUCUUUGCAUCAUCCGUGAGAACACCGAGGGUGAAUACUCGGGUCUCGAGCACCAAUCGGUGCAGGGAGUUGUUGAAUCCCUGAAGAUCAUCACUCGUGCUAAGUCCGAGCGCAUCGCCAAGUUUGCCUUUGGCUUCGCCCUUGCGAAUAACCGAAAGAAGGUCACCUGUAUCCACAAGGCCAACAUUAUGAAGCUCGCCGAUGGCUUGUUCCGCAGCACUUUCCACAAAGUCGCCGAAAACUACCCGACCCUGGAGGUCAAUGACAUGAUCGUUGAUAACGCAUCCAUGCAGGCUGUCUCGCGGCCCCAGCAGUUCGACGUCAUGGUCAUGCCAAACCUUUACGGAGGCAUUCUCUCUAACGUUGGUGCCGCUCUUGUUGGCGGACCCGGCCUGGUUCCCGGUUGCAACAUGGGCCGGGAUGUUGCCGUGUUCGAACCUGGCUGCCGUCACGUCGGCCUUGACAUCAAAGGAAAGGACCAGGCCAACCCAAGUGCUAUGAUUCUCUCUGGAUCUAUGCUUUUGCGUCAUCUCGGCUUGGAUGACCACGCUAACAGAAUCUCGAAGGCCGUGUACGACGUCAUCGGCGAAGGCAAAACGAGGACCCGUGACAUGGGUGGACAGGCGACUACGCACGAGUUCACCAGAGCCGUUCUGGACAAGAUGGAGACUGCUUUGUAA